CCCCUUGUGAUUCAGACGAAGAAGCGUGUUUUCUGGUAAAUUCCGGCUGUAAUUUUCCUGCUCGUACAAUGGUGUCUCUCAAUCCCGUUCGCAUUCUGAAACACGAAGCCGAGGAGGAAAAGGGUGAAAUUGCCCGUCUGUCGUCAUUCGUGGGCGCCAUCGCCAUCGGUGACCUCGUGAAAAGCACCCUCGGUCCGAAGGGCAUGGACAAGAUAUUGGUCGCUAAUGGUCGCAAUGCCGGACAGAUUGAGGUAACGAACGAUGGGGCGACGAUUCUGCGUGCGGUCGGUGUGGACAACCCGGCAGCGAAAAUUCUCGUCGAUAUGUCACGAGUGCAGGAUGACGAGGUUGGAGAUGGUACCACAUCCGUCACGGUGUUUGCCUCCGAGCUGAUACGGGAGGCGGAGAAACUGGUGGAACAGAAGCUCCACCCACAGACGAUCGUUGCCGGAUGGCGUCAGGCGACGGAAGUGGCCCGUACCGCACUGCAGGGAGCUGCCACCGACAACUCAGCCAACCAGGAACGUUUCCGGGAAGAUUUGCUAAACAUUGCCCGUACAACACUGAGCUCGAAGAUUCUGUCCCAACACAAAGAACAAUUCGCAAAGCUGGCUGUCGAUGCGGUAUUGCGUCUGAAGGGAUCCGGUUCACUAACGGCUAUCCAACGCAUCAAGAAACUCGGCGGCUGUUUGGAGGAAUCGUUCCUGGACGAUGGUUUCCUGCUGGACAAAAAACCCGGUGUCCAUCAACCGAAGACGGUGAAGAACGCCAACAUUCUGAUCGCUAACACACCGAUGGACACGGACAAGAUUAAGGUGUUCGGUUCCUCGAUAAAGGUCGACUCGAUGAGCCAGAUUGCCGAGCUGGAGGGAGCCGAGAAGGAAAAGAUGAAGCAAAAGGUGGACAAGAUCCUAGCGCACAACAUCAACGUGUUUAUCAACCGUCAGCUGAUCUACAACUACCCGGAGCAGCUGUUUGCCGAUGCGGGCGUGAUGGCCAUCGAGCAUGCCGAUUUCGACGGUAUCGAACGGUUGGCCCUUGUGACCGGAGGUGAAAUUGUGUCCACGUUUGAUAAUCCCGAUCUGGUGAAGUUGGGCAAAUGCGACCUGAUCGAGCAGGUAAUGAUCGGCGAAGACACACUGUUGCGCUUCUCGGGCGUCCAGCUCGGCGAAGCUUGUACGGUCGUCAUCCGUGGUGCGACACAGCAAAUCAUCGACGAGGCGGAACGUUCGUUGCACGAUGCCCUUUGUGUCCUGGCCGCUACCGUGAAGGAAUCGCGCGUUGUUUAUGGAGGCGGUUGCUCUGAGACGCUGAUGGCAACGGCCGUCUUCAAACUGGCCGCCGAAACUGCCGGCAAGGAAGCGAUGGCUAUCGAAUCGUUUGGCCGUGCCCUGAUGCAGCUGCCGACGAUUAUCGCCGACAAUGCCGGAUACGAUUCGGCCCAGCUCGUGUCGGAACUGCGGGCCGCACAUUCCCAGGGUAAACACACGAUGGGACUGGACAUGAACGGCGGUAAGGUGGGCUGCAUGAAGGAGCUGGGAAUCACGGAAUCGUUUGCCGUGAAGCGACAGGUGUUAAUGUCGGCUGCCGAAGCGGCCGAAAUGAUUCUGCGUGUUGACAACAUCUUAAAGAGUGCUCCACGUCGCCGCGUACCGGAUCGUGGCUAUUGCUAGAAGCACAGCUUACCAUUUUCGUCGGAAUCUUCGUGCAUUUGUUUCCGUUCAUUUUAUACCAUCUCCUUUCUGUUUUUGUGCACCGUUCGAUUAGACCCCAAACUUUGCAUCUCGUAGCAAGGAUGGUUUCAUCAUUUGCAUCAUUGCAUUAUUAACGCUCUCAUCCUUUUUCUUUGCACGCGUAUCGUAUUAACCACCAGUUCCAUGUCGUGAACUCACUUCAAUUGCCUUCGUACUGCAAAAGGACGUUUAUCAAACACUUACUAACAUGUUUAUCCCUUUGAGGGAGCAUCUGCGUCAAGGAAUACUCUGUCUGGCGCAAGGAAAACGAAUAAAAUCAUUUAAUAAC
Molecule: messenger RNA, 2022 nt
Organism: Anopheles moucheti
Lineage: Eukaryota; Metazoa; Arthropoda; Insecta; Diptera; Culicidae
Gene: CCT2
Product: T-complex protein 1 subunit beta
Exons: 1
Coding region: 69-1673 (534 amino acids)
Biological process (GO): protein folding
Cellular component (GO): chaperonin-containing T-complex; cytosol
Molecular function (GO): ATP binding; ATP-dependent protein folding chaperone; ATP hydrolysis activity
Source: RefSeq, a predicted model, not a curated record